This is a messenger RNA of Plasmodium inui San Antonio 1, 960 nucleotides long. RefSeq lists its product as hypothetical. Gene Ontology annotation, cellular component: mitochondrial large ribosomal subunit. NCBI's taxonomy places the organism in Eukaryota, Apicomplexa, Aconoidasida, Haemosporida, Plasmodiidae. The record is from RefSeq and is a predicted model, not a curated record. The coding region runs from base 1 to 960 and encodes 319 amino acids. Gene Ontology annotation, molecular function: structural constituent of ribosome. The transcript is spliced from 2 exons.
AUGAUACGAAAAAUUGUCGAAAGAGGAAUUAUGAGAAAAAAUGCACACCGGAGUUACUUCCCUUUGGGUAAACACAGUGGGGAGUGCCUCCUCAGUGACAAAAAGUAUGUACACUACGAAGGUGGCUUGAAAAGGGGGAGUAACCAUUUAGGCAAUGAUCCUGCUGAGGGAGGCAACAACGUUGACAGUUGUAUUGCCAACCGUGUUAGCGAUAGCGGCCACGCCAGCUCACCCCUCGGCGAGGAAAACAAAAUAGUUGUACACCAAAAGUACAAAGUGCAAAUGGCCCUGUGCAUAGACAGAUUCCCCCUGACCUUUGAGCAGGAAGAGUUUGAAAAAGAUUUCGAAGAUUUCAAAGACAAAUGGCUUCAAAAAACGAACAACAAUUUGAAUAUCAACGAGGAAUUUUUACACAUGAAAUAUAAUUUGAGUUCCUUUCACGAUCGGAAAAAGGAAAAUCACCUUGAGAGCACCAAUUUAGAGGAUGAUAUGGGGCACCAAAAAGGUAAAAAAGAUAAAGGUGUGGAUCAUAUGCCAGGUGAAGAAGCGACGUCUGUAGAAAAUGACGACCUCGAAAAUUUGUUUGCCAAAGAAGUGGUGAAAUAUAAAAAAACAAGUAAGUGGAUGUUCCCAUUGAUGGAUUUUAAAAAAAAAUUAACAAUCAGACAAAAUUUACAACACUUAUGCACGGAACAUUUAAAGUGUGAAAUGCCAUUUUUUAUUGGCUACUGUCCUUGUACGUUUGAAAAAAGAAAAUAUAAAAUUCCUCUUCUAUUUAACGAAAUUAUCGGGAGAAAAAUCUUCUACUACAGAGCGCAUUACCUGAACCACGACGUUAACUUGAAUCUGUCCAACAAUGAGCAUAUAGAUGACUUUGCGUGGUUGUCACGCUCCGAGCUGAAAGACUUCCUCUCCAGCAGCAAAUACCAAGUCAUAAAGUGUGCCAUCCCCCUGACGUGA